GCUCGUCGUCUCAGCAGCAGCCAUCCGUUAGCUGGUUUAGCAUCAGGCUGGAUGAGAGGCUAACCUACACACACAGACAUAACUGUUCACUCUGCUGGCUCUGGUUAUGUACUCCGCUUGAAUUCACUGAAGUUAACAGUCGUCUAAGAGACUAAACCGAAGAUGCAGUUCAUGCUGUUGUUCAGCCGGCAGGGGAAGCUGCGGUUGCAGAAGUGGUAUGUGCCUCUGUCUGACAAGGAGAGGAAGAAGAUCUCCAGAGACCUGGUCCAGACCAUCCUCGCUAGGAAGCCCAAGAUGUGCAGCUUCCUGGAGUGGAGGGACCUCAAGAUUGUGUACAAGAGAUACGCCAGUCUGUAUUUCUGCUGCGCAGUUGAGGAUCAGGAUAAUGAGCUGAUUACGCUGGAGAUUAUCCACAGAUACGUGGAGCUGCUGGAUAAAUAUUUUGGCAGCGUGUGCGAGUUGGAUAUUAUCUUCAACUUUGAGAAGGCCUACUUCAUCCUGGAUGAGUUCCUGCUGGGCGGAGAGGCCCAGGAGACGUCCAAGAAGAACGUGCUGAAGGCCAUCGAGCAGGCCGACCUGCUGCAGGAGGAGGCCGAGGCACCACGGAGCGUUUUAGAAGAAAUCGGGCUGACAUAAACCAUCAUGCUGCAGCUCCUUCUCCCAGAUGCAGAUCUGGCAACCUCCACGUCUCUAUCCUGUCUUCUCCUGUUGUCUCCUAUGUCAGUGUUGUAUGUAUAUAAUCACCAUCUGCGUACCGUAUUACUCUGUACCGAACUAUCCAGUAAUGUCCUUUUAAUGUGGUGCCAACUGUGGUUUUAAUGUGUCUCCUGUGUACAAUCUCCCUCACUGUAUUCUGCAGUACUACUAGCAUACUCAACACCCUGAACUUACACAGUACAAUGUAGCGACGACAUGAAAACUCCAGCAUCAUACUAAGAUCAUCCAUCAUUACCGAUUGCAGAGCUAUAUGCGCUGUUUGGCUUAAAAGGACUUCUUAAGGUGCUGUUGUAGCCGCAGUCGGUGCUUCUCAUGUAUCACCUUCACAUUGGAGUCACAGAGCUGAGAAUCCCAAUUCAUGAAAAAUAAAUACUCAACGAUCUGUGGUUUAAUAAAACUAUUAUUCUAAACUAAUAUUCUGUCUGCUGCACAAUAAAAAAGGGAUUUAACUUGUUUUUCAAGAGCAAAAUAUGAAUGCAUUAUUUUGUUUAAUAUAAAAUACUGCAAAGAACCAUCAAUAUGUAACAGUAUAACUUUGGUUCAUGUAUAAAUUGAGCUAGGAGAUGUGUCAUUUUGUACUAUCAAUUUUGGAUUAGGAAAGAGGCACAACUUGGGAAAUGAGUUAAAAUAUAUUCUUUUAAGUGCAGUGGAUGGAAUAUUUUUAUCCAGAUGGUUAGAAGAGUCUUUGAGGACUCAAUAAAUACCUUCAGGAGAGCAGUACGUGUUGCUAAAUGAUCUGUUUUUUAAAACAUAUCAUUGGAUAUUUAUUUUUCUCCCAAAGAUCUGAUGCUCAGCUCUGUGACUCAGACGUAACGGUAAUACAUGAGAGGCACCGACGGGGUCUAGUGCUGCUGUGGGAAUUACUGACACGUUUACAAUCACACGAAUCAAUCCAACCCAUCAAUUAAGUGAAAUUAAACAAUUAACCCAUGAUCAAUAUCGGUGUAUAUGUUAUGUAAGUUUGUACAAGUUUGUGUUUUGGUGAUUCCCUCUACAGAAAUUAACCAUUUCAUAUUUCCUUUUCAAGACUUAAUUGUUUAUUUUCUGGUAGCUGUUUGUGUGUAAUUAGUGUCACGUUGGUUUAAAUUGUCUUUAUUUUUCUGACAAUUGACUUAUUUUCCAGACAAAAACAUUUGUUUAACAUUGAAAUUUGUAAUGAUCUCUAGAGGUAAAUCUUAGGUGAGUCCCUCUCCCAUAGUCUUAGUUCAGGAAAGGAUAGUGACCCAAAUAAAAGAAAUGCUAUUUUAUGUAUUAUGAUACUUUGGCUUAAAGACUAACAUAUGACCAAAGAACACUGUGUUUUACCUUCUCAAUGGUGUCUAUGGAAAGCUAACAUGACAGAAAAGGGAUUUACAACUGCAGGAUGUUUGACAAAAAAUGUAUGUGGGGAUUAUUUGGCCACAAUAUACAAGUAUUAUGUAAUUAUUCCAGUCUGUUUAGGGACAGGUUUAUUCUGAGUUUCUUUAUGGAGUCAGAACGUAAGAUGAUCUGCACAUAUCAGGGUACGUCAUUAAUAUUCAGCACCGUCAGCUUGUUCUCUUGUCAGCAGGAAAACAAGCCAACACGUAAUGAAUAGAUGCUCAUCCAAACUUUUUAUCUGCAUUCUUAAAACCACAAAGUGUUUCUGUUGAAGUCAUUAUUUAACAAGUUCAUCUUUGAUUUGUGCAAAAAAAAUAUCACUUUUUGUAUUGAACACUGCCAACACAUUUGCCAACAUUUUUUUCUUAUAUUUGAAAGUUAUUAACAAUAAAUGUAUUAAAA
Molecule: messenger RNA, 2478 nt
Organism: Sebastes umbrosus (honeycomb rockfish)
Lineage: Eukaryota; Metazoa; Chordata; Actinopteri; Perciformes; Sebastidae
Product: AP-1 complex subunit sigma-2-like
Exons: 5
Coding region: 163-636 (157 amino acids)
Biological process (GO): vesicle-mediated transport; intracellular protein transport
Cellular component (GO): AP-1 adaptor complex; membrane coat; intracellular membrane-bounded organelle
Molecular function (GO): clathrin-cargo adaptor activity
Source: RefSeq, a predicted model, not a curated record